AUGAUUCUUAAAAAGGUAGUUGAGAGAAAGCUCAAUGGGGCGCCUACGUCUCUGCAUCUAACUGAGAGUAAAAUAUACGUGAGCCUCAAGAAGAGAUACAUAAUAGAAACGGAAUACAACGCACUGAAACUUAGAAGAGUACCUGUGAAGGAAAAUGUCAGAACUAUAGUCGGAUGCGAAGAAUGCAUUUUCCUCUUUUCAGACAAAGGAAGCCUUUAUAUUCUUUUGCAGGACAGGAGUAUUAGAAAUGGCUCUUCACUUGGAAAAAAAAUUGUUAACACGGGGCUCUACGAUCAAUCUUCCGGAAACGUUGUCGUUGGAACAAGCAGAGGAAAGGCUUUGGUAUUUACCCAAAAUCUUGAAAUAUGUAAGACGUUCUACGAAACGCCGUCGGGAAUGAUAGAUCUUUCUGUAUCUGAUGUGGGGAAAGUGGCCUGCAUCUAUGAGAUUGAUCCAACUGUAAGGAUAUUUGAUUUGAAGCAUUCUGAAGUUAAAAGCAUGAAGAUACCUAGUGGCUUUCCACAGGCGGUUGCAUUUGUCAAUAAUACACAUUUCGUGGUUGGAAAUGAUGCGGGCGAGGUUUAUCUUGCUGACAUGACAACUAUGAGUAUCAUUCAUUCCUCCACAAUGCCUCAAGUGGUUACAACUUUGGUCUGGAAGGAUGGAUUUCUAUUUAUUGGAGGAGAGGACUCAUUAUAUUUGUCCUCCGUCACAGAGAGCAGUAUUGAUAUCAUAGAUAGUUACAAAUGCAAUGGAUUUGUCAAUGCAAUCUGCCUUAACGGUAACCACAUUGUGAUGGGUGUUGGAAAGGAGCCAAAGCUUGGAAGAUGGAAAGUAAAAAAGGAUGGAGAGCAUAAACUUGUUGUUCUAAGGAUGGGAUGA
Encephalitozoon hellem ATCC 50504 is the source of this 882-nucleotide messenger RNA. RefSeq lists its product as uncharacterized. Bases 1 to 882 code for a protein of 293 amino acids. The record is from RefSeq and is a predicted model, not a curated record. Gene Ontology annotation, molecular function: protein binding. Lineage: Eukaryota; Fungi; Microsporidia; Unikaryonidae. The transcript has a single exon.